Messenger RNA from Diaporthe citri, 1431 nucleotides. RefSeq lists its product as uncharacterized. Bases 1 to 1431 code for a protein of 476 amino acids. The transcript has 4 exons. Gene Ontology annotation, molecular function: catalytic activity. Gene Ontology annotation, biological process: cellular response to heat; trehalose biosynthetic process. Lineage: Eukaryota; Fungi; Ascomycota; Sordariomycetes; Diaporthales; Diaporthaceae. The record is from RefSeq and is a predicted model, not a curated record. Gene Ontology annotation, cellular component: cytosol; alpha,alpha-trehalose-phosphate synthase complex (UDP-forming).
AUGCCGAACGAGGAAUCCAACGCAAACGGCAACAGCCGCCUCCGCAUCGUAUCGAACCGUCUGCCUCUGACCAUCAAGCGCAGCGAAGAUGGCCAGUACAACUUCUCCAUGUCCUCUGGCGGCCUUGUCACCGGCCUGAGCGGUUUGUCCAAGACCAUGACCUACGAAUGGAGUGCAAUGCACACCCGGGUCUUCAUUGACGACGAUCUGGCCGACAAGCACUACAAUGGCUUUUCCAAUGAGAUCCUUUGGCCUCUCUUCCACUACCACCCCGGCGAGAUCACCUUCGACGAGUCUGCCUGGGCCGCAUACCACGAAGUCAACCAGCUCUUUGCCAAGACCGUCGUCGCCGACGUCCAGGACAACGACAUGAUCUGGGUCCACGACUACCACCUCAUGCUCCUCCCACAAAUGCUGCGCGAGCUGAUUGGCGACUCCAAGAAGAACGUCAAGAUCGGCUUCUUCCUCCACACCCUUCCCCUCUUCCGAGGUGUACCGAAUCAUUCCUGUCCUCGCAUCCUGUCCGCGACAACGACGCCCAAUGGUGUCGACUUCAACGGAAAAUUUGUGACGGUCGGCGCGUUCCCCAUUGGCAUCGACCCGGAGAAGUUCGUCGAGGGCCUCAAGAAGCAGAAGGUCCAGGAGCGUAUCGCUGCGCUGGCGCGCAAGUUCGAGGGCGUAAAGCUCAUCGUCGGCGUUGACAGACUGGAUUAUAUCAAGGGUGUGCCUCAGAAGCUUCACGCAUUGGAGGUCUUCCUGACAGAGCACCCCGAGUGGAUCGGCAAGAUCGUCCUGGUGCAGGUUGCCGUGCCCUCUCGACAAGACGUCGAGGAGUAUCAGAACCUCCGUGCGGUGGUGAACGAGCUCGUUGGUCGCAUCAACGGCCGGUUCGGCACCAUCGAGUUCAUGCCCAUCCACUUUCUGCACCAGAGCGUCAGCUUCGAGGAGCUGACAGCCCUGUAUGCCGUGUCUGACGCCUGUUUCGUCACCUCCACGCGGGACGGCAUGAACCUGGUCUCCUACGAGUACAUCGCUACGCAGCGUGAGCGCCACGGCGUCAUGAUCCUGUCUGAGUUCACCGGCGCCGCGCAGUCGCUGUCGGGCUCGCUGAUCGUCAACCCCUGGAACACAGAGGACAUGGCCAACGCGAUCCACGACGCCGUGACCAUGUCCGCCGAGCAGCGCGAGGCGAACUACAAGAAACUGGAGAAGUACGUCUUUAAGUACACCUCCGCCUGGUGGGGCAAGCAGUUUGUCACCGAGAUGAAGCGGCUGGACGCCACGGUGGGCAAGGGCCAGGGCGGCAUCCCCGUGGGCAACGGGCCGCCAAAGAUCCCCCUCAAGGAGAAGGUGGCCGACAAGGUCAAGGGCGCCGUGGAUGCUGUCACCGGCGGCACGUCCGACGAGAACGGGACCGAGAGGCCGUCCUAA